AUGGAGACAAACACGGUUAUCAUCGCCUCGCGGGCGGCGGACGUGACCGCCGACGCGUUUGUCGAGUCCUUCGAGGCCCUGCUCCAAGAGCACGUGUUGCGGCGAGCACACGUGACCGCUGAGGAGCCGUUGCAGCUGUGCGUGCUGCCCAACAUGCGCCGCCUGGUCGUGGUGGCGCCGACGGCGGCCGUGGCGCGCCUAGUUGUGGACGCCUUUGCCGCACACGGCCCACCAGACCGCGAGCACAUGUGCGCGGUGGGCUUUUCGCUGCUGGACACGCCGCGGGAAAGCGCGCACCUCGCGGUGCCAGCGGCGCGGCGCCUGCUGCUGGUGUCGCCGCCGCAGUCGCCGCCACCGGAGUUCGACUUCAGUCGCCUGGAGGACGGGCCGCACCGUCCGGCGCAGGUACCGGGCCAGGACCUGCCGCCGGGCCAGCCUGUGACGGUGCUGGCGCCGCCCACCGGCGCGAAGAUCGUGCUGCAUCCGUGCGAGAGCCUGGCAGGCGCCGCCUCGGUUGAGCACGUGCACACGACGCUCCCGCCGCGCUCGGUGUUCGACGACGAAUAG
Molecule: messenger RNA, 567 nt
Organism: Eremothecium gossypii ATCC 10895
Lineage: Eukaryota; Fungi; Ascomycota; Saccharomycetes; Saccharomycetales; Saccharomycetaceae
Gene: RCN1
Product: Rcn1p
Exons: 1
Coding region: 1-567 (188 amino acids)
Biological process (GO): calcium-mediated signaling
Cellular component (GO): cytoplasm; nucleus
Molecular function (GO): calcium-dependent protein serine/threonine phosphatase regulator activity
Source: RefSeq, marked provisional